This is a messenger RNA of Tribolium madens (black flour beetle), 2510 nucleotides long. It is a transcript of the gene nan, whose product is annotated as transient receptor potential cation channel subfamily V member 5. NCBI's taxonomy places the organism in Eukaryota, Metazoa, Arthropoda, Insecta, Coleoptera, Tenebrionidae. Bases 22 to 2394 code for a protein of 790 amino acids. The transcript is spliced from 14 exons. Gene Ontology annotation, biological process: calcium ion import across plasma membrane. The record is from RefSeq and is a predicted model, not a curated record. Gene Ontology annotation, cellular component: membrane. Gene Ontology annotation, molecular function: protein binding; calcium channel activity.
GCCCCACAAAAAAACGCUAACAUGGGCAAUACUGAGAGCAACGUUACUAGCGGUGUCAAGAAGCAAGCUGGUGCUUCUGUCCAACCAAUUUAUAAAUUAUGCGAUUUAAAAGGGGGAGGCCUCCUAGUGGAAUUAAUGAAACGAGCCACACAAAACAAGCAAUAUGCAGAAUUAGAUCACGCGAUAAAAACAAAGGUGGAGCACUUUUUAUACAAUAAGGGGGCAGGGAGAUAUUUCGCAAUAUCGGAUUUGGUCCUGUUGCGGAACAAAGAACGCCCUCGUCACAAAUGGAUGCCGCAAUUGAAAGCAAUGGAAAACCCUGAGGAGUUCGAAAUCGACGACGAAGGCCCGGAAAUCACCGAAGAAGAAUAUCAAAAAAAUCCGCAUUUGUACCGUCACGUCUGCUGGAAAAUUAAAGAACGUGGUGCUGUGGGCGAGAGCAUAAUGCACUUGUGUUUACUAAACGCCACUUCUUUGCAUGCCGACAUCGCAAAAAGACUUUUGCGAUUUUACCCCAAACUGAUCAAUGAUAUUUACAUGUGCGAUGAAUACUACGGAGAGAACGUUUUGCACAUUGCUAUCGUAAACGAGGAUCCUUCGAUGGUAAAAUUUCUUCUGGAUUCGGGAGUUAACAUCCAGGAACGCUGCUGUGGCAAUUUUAUGUGUCCAGAGGAUCAAAAAUCCUCCCGGUUUGACUCCUUGGACCACGAGUGGGUCAAUGUCUGUCCAGAGACGAAUUAUGAAGGGUAUGUGUAUUGGGGGGAAUACCCACUCACGUUUGCUGCGUGUUUGGGACAGGAGGAGAGUUUCCGGUUGAUGCUGGCCAGAGGGGCAGAUCCGGACGCCCAAGACACGAAUGGGAACACGGUCCUGCAUUUGCUCGUGAUUUUGCAAAAAUUGGAGGCUUUCGAUAUGGCUUACGAGGUCGGGGCGAAAUUAUCCAUUCGAAACGUGUUGAACCUCACCCCACUAACAUUAGCCGCAAGACUUGCGAGAAUCGACAUGUUUUUCCACAUUUUGAACCUUGAACGUGAAAUUUACUGGCAAAUAGGUAGUAUCACUUGUGCUGCGUAUCCUUUGUCGCAAAUUGAUACAAUUGACAUUGAAACCGGGAACAUAAGUAAAACUUCUGCUCUAAAUCUUGUGGUGUUUGGUGACAAAGAUGAACAUUUGGAGUUAAUGGAUGGUGUUUUAAUCGACUUGCUUAACGCAAAAUGGAACACUUUUGUCAAAUUCAAAUUCUAUAAACAGUUUUUCACUUUUGCAUUCUAUUUCCUGAUUUCGCUAGUGGCUUUUACUUUGCGUCCAGGGCCUCCACAAAAGGUGAACGUCACUAAUGUGACUAUUCCGCAGCCUAACGCUGAAAAUUCUUCCCUGAAAUGGGAGAAUAUCACGUCGAUUCCCUUCGGGAAAAAGCUGGAUGACGACGACAGUGAUAUGGAAGAGUGGUGGGAUAAUUUACAGGAGGAAUGUCGCUUGAUGCAACUUGAUUCGCCCGAAGCUAAAACCCGAUUUACAGCAGAGGUUUUGAUGGUUGUUGGAGCUUUCGCUUAUUUGGCAGCUGCAGUCCGCGAAGCCCGGUUUCUGGGAGGUCGAAUGUUUUUUGAAAAUCUUAUGACUGCACCUUCAAGAGUCAUGUUUCUAUUUUCGUGCAUUUUGAUGUUAACAGUACCGUGUUUGCGUCUAGCUUGUCUCGACGAGUUUGAAGAUAUUGUCGCAGUGGUGAUUAUGUUGACCACAGCACCGUAUUUCCUCUUCUUCUGUCGGGGCUUCAAAACCGUGGGGCCCUUCGUCGUGAUGAUUUACAGAAUGGUCAUGGGCGAUUUGAUACGAUUUGCGUCGAUUUAUCUCGUGUUUGUCAUGGGUUUUUCGCAAGCGUUUUACAUCAUUUUUUUGUCGUUUGACAACCCACUAACCCCUGACGAUGUUGACGACUCUGCCACUAACCCCAUCUCCACCCCCAUUGAGUCGAUCAUGGCGAUGUUUCUAAUGUCAAUGACAAAUUUCGGUGAUUAUUACACAGCCUUCGAAAAAACCGACCACGAAUAUGAAGCCAAGAUGCUGUUUGUGGUGUUUAUGGUGAUCGUGUCUAUUCUGCUAAUCAACAUGCUGAUAGCCAUGAUGGGCAACACUUAUCAAAAAAUUGCAGAGACAAGAAAUGAGUGGCAAAGACAAUGGGCCCGAAUUGUUUUGGUUGUUGAAAGAGGAGUCAGCCCCUCUGAGCGUUUAAAACAACUCAUGGUUUACUCGCAACCCAUGUCCGAUGGAAGACGGGCUUUGGUGUUAAGAUUGAACCAAUCUGACGAGGACAAGGAGGAAAUGAAGGAAAUACUGGAAAUGAGGCGUAGACAUGAAAGACACAUCAAGAAGAGAAGCGAAAAGUUGAAAAAUUGAUACAGUAGGUAUAAAAUUUAUUAAGGACUUAAUUACGUCUUUAACAAGCAAAUUUGAAAAAUAACAGUCACUACAACGCUACAUUAUAAUAAAAAAAUGUUUCAAAUUUGUAUGUC